Messenger RNA from Scleropages formosus (Asian bonytongue), 1827 nucleotides. It is a transcript of the gene prkn, whose product is annotated as parkin RBR E3 ubiquitin protein ligase. The record is from RefSeq and is a predicted model, not a curated record. Lineage: Eukaryota; Metazoa; Chordata; Actinopteri; Osteoglossiformes; Osteoglossidae. The transcript is spliced from 12 exons. Gene Ontology annotation, biological process: protein ubiquitination. Gene Ontology annotation, cellular component: cytosol; mitochondrion. Bases 64 to 1440 code for a protein of 458 amino acids. Gene Ontology annotation, molecular function: zinc ion binding; protein binding; ubiquitin-protein transferase activity.
GGCGGACAGAGACACAGAGCCCCAAAACUGCUGUGACAACCUUUCUAGCUUGCAAUCUUCGGCAUGAUAGUGUUUGUGAAGUUCAACUCCAGCCAAGGUAUCCCCGUGGAGCUGGCCGAGGGGGCGACUGUGGCUGAUCUGAAGGAGGCGGUGGGGCGCCACCAGGGCACCCAGACUGAAACUCUGCGUGUCAUCUUUGCUGGUCGGGAACUGCACAAUAACUGCACCCUGCAGGCUUGUGACCUUCUGGAGCAAACUACAGUUCACGUGGUGCUGCCCUCAUCUAGGCCUGCCCUUGAGUCAGAGGCGUUCCUGCAGAACCGGCUUGGGGAUGGAGUGAACAGUCUGACCCGUCUAGAUCUCAGUGAGUCCAGGCUGCCGACGGCAUCCACUGGACUGCCUGUCGUCCUGGAGACGGAGGAGCACUUUCAGGUGGUGGCACCUCAGGUCACAGAGUCCAAGCCUCGCAGCAGCUUCUAUGUGUUCUGCAAGAGCAUUUGCAGGAGCAUUCAGCCAGGAAAGCUGAGAGUGCGGUGCCAGACUUGCCAACAGGGGACGCUGACUCUGAGCCGAGGUCCAUCUUGCUGGGAUGAUGUCCUUCUUCCAGAUCGGAUCCACGGUGUGUGCCAGUCCCAGGACUGCAAUGGCACAGUGGCGGAGUUCUAUCUGAAAUGUGCAGUCCAUCCCACCUCCGAUGGUGAUGUGUCUGUUGCUUUAAACCUCAUCACUCCUAAUUCACGAGGGGUCCCCUGCGUUGCUUGCACUGAAAUUUUGAGCCCCGUGUUGGUUUAUCAGUGUCCUGACCGCCAUGUCAUCUGUCUGGAGUGCUUCCACUUGUACUGUGUGAUACGCCUGAACGAGCGACAGUUUGUUCACAAUCCUGAGGUUGGCUAUUCCCUCCCCUGCCCAGCCGGUUGUCCCGACUCUCUGAUUAAGGAGGUCCAUCACUUCCGAGUCCUUGGAGAAGAGCAGUACGAGAGGUACCAGCGCUACGGUGCAGAGGAAUGCGUACUACGGAUGGGCGGAGUCCUUUGUCCCGCCCCAGGCUGUGGAGCAGGUCUGCUUCCUGAGAAUGGACAACGACGAGUUCAGUGUGACCACAGCAGUGGGCUGGGCUGCGGGUUUGUCUUCUGCCGCGAGUGUAAACAGGGCUUCCAUGAGGGACCAUGUCAGACAAGACCAGUAUCAGAGGCAGGGGCAGCCCACCAGCAUGACUAUGUUGUGGAUGAGGAGGCAGCUAGGCGUGCCCGUUGGGAGCAGGCAUCCCAGGAGACCAUAGAUGAGACCACUCGUCCUUGCCCAAGAUGCCAUGUUCCUGUGGAGAAGAAUGGUGGCUGCAUGCACAUGGUGUGUCCCAUCGCUCAGUGCAGGUUUGAGUGGUGCUGGCUGUGCCGUGUGGAAUGGAACCGGGAGUGUAUGGGCAGCCACUGGUUCGGCUGAGGACUGGACGUUUGGGGAGUGGCGUAAGCCAGAGGCUCCCUUGUGCCACCACUCAGAAUUUAUUCAUUCAUAUUUCAUAAUCCUAGUCCUCAUGUAUCUCUGUGAAUUCUGGUCUUCCUGUUCAGACUGAGCUCAAAGUGAUGCUGCUUAAACAUAAAUAUCUUUUUGAGACUGUCACCUGAUUUGAAAUAAAAGCUCAUUUUCAGUUAUAGUUCGGAUGCUGCUACAGAGUGUAUAAUAAACCAGUAAUAAACCGUGUGUAUGUGUGUGCGCACAUGCACAUGUCUGUGCAUGCGUAUUUCAAGUUGCGAGUUGGCGAUAUUACAACCUCGCAUGCAGUUAUAUUUUAAGGAAAGUACUGCAGUGCUUUCGGACAGUCAUGUCACC